This is a messenger RNA of Toxorhynchites rutilus septentrionalis, 5016 nucleotides long. RefSeq lists its product as uncharacterized. Gene Ontology annotation, molecular function: nucleic acid binding. Lineage: Eukaryota; Metazoa; Arthropoda; Insecta; Diptera; Culicidae. The transcript has 3 exons. Gene Ontology annotation, biological process: DNA integration. The record is from RefSeq and is a predicted model, not a curated record. The coding region runs from base 1 to 5016 and encodes 1671 amino acids.
AUGUCAGAAAAUACGCCAUCGCAUUUUAACCAGCAACGAGGCAAUCCAGGGCCUGGUUUCCAUCCGGAGCAGCGUUUCACCCCAAGACAGCCAGGUAGCCAGGCGGUUUCAAGGGAACUUCCGUUUUUCAAUGGUACUCCGGAAGAAUGGCCGUUGUUCUACUCAACGUUUAUGACAACGACCAACCUGUGUGGUUACACACCGGAGGAAAAUCUUAUUCGGUUACAAAAAUGUCUGAAAGGAAAGGCAUACGAUGCAGUUAAAUGCAGACUAAUGCAUCCAGCGAACGUUUCGGGUAUUCUUUCCACCUUGAAGAUGUUAUUUGGGAACCCUGAAGUUAUCGUCCAUAAUCUGAUAAGCAAGAUCCACUCGACGCCUGCUCCGAAAGUUGACCAGCUGGAUACGAUCAUCGAAUUCUCUCUUGCCGUGCAGAACCUGUGUGCGACGAUCGAAGCCUGCCAGCUGGAAGAAUAUUCAUAUAACGUGGCCCUGCUGCACGAACUGGUGGAUAAACUACCUUCGUCGUUCAAGAUAGAAUGGGCGAAAUACCGUCGUAAUCUACCACGUGUACACCUAGCAGCGUUUUCGAAAUGGUUAUACGAGUUGGCAGAAAUAGUCUGUCCGAUUGCAAGCCUGCAAUUGGGGGAAACCAAACCGGCCCGAAGCAGCAGAAAAAAUACUGCUUUCCUCAAUGCGCACAACCAGGAAACAUCCGAUGAUCCUGUGGGCAAGCCGCGUCAACAGGUCACCACUGAGCGACCUGCCAAGACAUGUGUUGUUUGCAAAGGAAGUUGCUCCCAUCUGGAGAAUGGGAGAAUGGGCAGUAGUGAAGGAGUUUGCGGGAAGAAUGGGUGCACCUUCAAACACCAUCAACUUCUUCACAAUAUCCAGCGCGAUGGGACCGCCACAAGUAGUUCCAACGCUCCGGGAACGACUGCUGCUAAAGUUGCUCAAAACACUUCGGUUCGCGAGUGCAACGCUCAUCACAAGUCCGCUAACAAGGGGCUAUUUCGAGUCGCUCCAGUCGUCAUCCAUGAUCCGAGUAAGUCCAUUAAGACGUUCGCCUUCCUCGACGAUGGAUCAUCGCUCACCCUAGUGGAUUCAUCGCUGGUGCAAGAGUUGAAGUUGCAAGGAGAAACCAUACCCUUGUGCCUCAAGUGGACAGGCAACAAGCGGCGGAUGGAGAACGACUCUAUGAAGCUGGACCUCGAGAUUUCCGGGACAGGAGAAGUUCAGAAGAAAUAUCGAAUUACAGGAGCUCAUACCGUCGCCAGCCUUGAUCUAUUCCAUCAGACGGUAGAUAUGCAAAAGCUUAGCGAUCAGUACCCGUAUCUGCAGGGCAUCCCGAUCGAAUCCUACAAAAACGUACAGCCUCGACUGUUGAUUGGGAUCGACAACGCAAAUCUCACUUUUCCACUCAAAGGAAGGGAGGGGAAAAUGCAUGAACCAAUAGCAACGAAGACACGUCUCGGUUGGAUUAUUCACGGAGGAAGUGAAACGAUAGACGCUCUAGUAGGGUAUCAUCGCCAUAGUGUACAGCCGUGCCCAUGUAGCGAACAAUCCGAUGAAAUGUUGCAGCAAGCCGUCCGUGAUUACUUUUCAUUGGAUAGCCUAGGAGUAUACAAAUCGGAGAAGCGUUUAGUCUCUAGCGAAGAGCAGCGUGCGCAAGAAAUCCUGCAGUCACUUGUCCAGACAAAUACCGGCCGAUACGAGGUUAGUUUGUUAUGGAAAUUCGACAAGGUUCGCCUACCAAACAGCAAACCAACGGCGCUGCGACGUUUCCACUGCUUGGAGGCGAGAAUGAAGAAACAGCCGGAGUUAUCCAACGUUUUGCGGGCGAAAAUUGAGGAUUAUCUGCGAAAGGGAUACAUUAGAAAGCUUUCCCAGGAGGAACUGCGCACUUCCCAUGAACGGGUGUGGUAUCUUCCGUUAUUUCCUGUAUUCAACCCGAACAAACCCGGGAAGGUAAGAAUCGUGUGGGAUGCAGCAGCCAAAACAAAUGGCGUUUCUCUGAACUCAAUGCUCAUGACAGGACCGGACUUGCUUACGCCUCUGGACUAUGUACUCUAUCGGUUCCGUGAAUUCCGGGUGGGGCUCAGCGGCGACGUGAAGGAGAUGUACUUGCAGGUACUGAUGUCCGAGAAAGAUCAACAUUGCCUCAGAGUGCUAUGGUCCGACGACUCUUCCGGUGAACCAGACGUCUACGUGACUCAAGUGAUGCCGUUUGGUACCUGCUGCUCACCUAGUUGCGCGCAAUUUGUAAAGAAUCUCAAUGCGCGCAGGUUCGAAACGAAAUUCCCUGCAGCCACACAAGCGAUUAUCAAGCAGCAUUAUGUGGACGACAUGCUGGUAAGCGUCGAAACGGAACAGGAAGCUAUCCAACUCGCCAGGGACGUGAAAUUCGUGCACGCACAAGCUGGAUUCGACAUGCGAAAUUGGAUUUCCAAUUCGCCGGCAGUUGUAGAGGCGAUGAAGGAAGACAAAACAGCCGAGAAGAGCUUGAAUCUCGCAGUGGAGUUGGGGACAGAGAAGAUUCUGGGAAUGUGGUGGUGCACAUCUACCGAUACGUUCAUCUACAAGCUCUCGUCAAAGCACGACCGAGAGCUUCUCGAAGGUCAACGAAAACCGACGAAACGCGAAGUUCUACGGACGUUAAUGGCUAUCUUCGACCCGCUUGGCCUGAUAUCGAACGUGCUAAUCUAUUUGAAGAUCCUGUUCCGAGAGAUUUGGCGCGCAGGCAUCGGUUGGGAUGACCUAAUACCUGAAAGCCUCAACGAAAAGUGGGAGAAAUGGUUGGAUAUCCUACCGAAGGUUCAGAAUGUCAGUAUACCCCGUGGUUAUCGCUCCCUGACGCAGCUCGGUCCGCAAACCAAUAUCCAACUGCAUACCUUCGUCGACGCUAGUCUGUCGGGCUUCGCAGCUGUCACCUAUCUACGCUUUGAGCAAGGUAGCACAGUGGAAUGUGCUAUAGUUGGGGCUAAAACUCGAGUGACUCCCCUCAAAUUCUUGUCCAUUCCGAGGUUGGAGUUACAGGCUGCCGUUAUUGGAGUAAGGUUGGCGGAUAGGAUCAUGAAGUCGCUAUCGUUCAAGGUUCAUAAGCGAUUCUUCUGGACGGAUUCCCGUGACGUUUUGUGCUGGAUUCAAUCAGAUCAUCGACGGUAUUCGCAAUUCGUUGCAUUCCGCAUCAGCGAAAUCCUGGAAACAACAGAAGCAGCAGACUGGGGGUACAAGCGGUCGAAAGAGAACGUCGCGGACGAUGCAACGAAGUGGCAGGGAGUGCCAGACCUCACCGAGAACAGUAGAUGGUUCAAAGGCCCUAGCUUUUUAUGGGAAUUUCGCAGCAACUGGCCAUCCAAUCCGUACCGAGAGGAUACUACCGACGAAGAACUUCGAGCAAACAUCUUCUACCACCAGGCAAAACCUGCGCCAAUGAUAAACGUUGAGGAUUACUCGUCGUGGAAGCGCUUGUUGCGCGCAACCGCCACUGCACUGAGAGCCGCUCACAACAUUCGCCAGAAUUCGGAGAACGGGAAACGGAUCACUGGCCCACUGUCUGCUGAGCUUCAACAAGCCACUAUCUACCUGUAUCGACUAGCUCAAGUGGAUGCUUUCCCAGACGAGAUAGGAAUUCUCAGCGCAGGAUCUGAGGAAAAGACGUUGUCGAAAUCAAGCUCAAUCCACAAAUUCAAUCCGUUCUUGGAUGAGCAGAAGGUACUGCGAAUGCAUGGAAGAAUCAGCGCGUGUGAAUAUGCUUCGAUGGAUGCUAGGAAUCCGAUUAUCCUCCCAAGAGAUCAUCACGUCACAUGGCUGAUAUUCCAGGAUUUUCACGAACGUUAUCAUCAUCAAAAUCACUCGACUGUCAUAAAUGAGUUGCGGCAGACUUUCCGGAUUCCGAGAAUCAGACGACUUUUCCAGGGAGUCAGAACGAAAUGCCAGGAGUGCAAAAUUCAAAGGGCUACUCCACGUCCGCCUCCGAUGGCUGAUCUUCCUGCGGCAAGGCUGGCGGCAUUCACCAGACCGUUCUCGUUCAUCGGAAUUGAUUAUUUCGGUCCUAUGUUAGUGGUGGUAGGGCGUCGACCUGAAAAGCGAUGGGGUGUGCUUAUAACGUGCUUGACUAUACGGGCGGUACACAUUGAAAUCGCACAUUCGCUCAGUGCGAAUUCGUGCAUUCUGGCAUUGAGGAACUUCAUGGCACGGCGAGGCGUACCAAUACAAAUAUUAUCCGAUCGUGGUACAAAUUUUACAGCGGCGAGCAAAGAAAUAAAAGCAACAUAUAACGAGCUUGAGGUGGCACUCAAGAAGAUGGAUCAAGCGGAGGUUAUUAGAGAAAUCACCAGUCCAGAGACGGAAUGGAAGUUCCUACCUCCAGCGUCUCCUCAUAUGGGAGGAUCCUGGGAAAGACUGAUUCAGUCAGUGAAGAGGAAUCUAACGGCGAUGAAACCAGGGCGGAAUCCAACGGAUGAAACUCUUCGAAACAUGCUGACAGAGGUAGAAAAUGUCAUCAACUCCCGUCCGUUAACCUACGUGCCGAUAGAAGAUCCUGAAGCCCCAGUUCUCACACCCAACCACUUCUUGUUGGGUUCUUCAAGUGGUCUUAAGCCGGCCACGAUCUUCGACGACAGUGCAGUGGUUCUUCGACGAUCCUGGUGCAUAUCACAGGUCGAAACGAACAUCUUCUGGAAACGAUGGGUGCGUGACUACCUGCCGGACCUCACGAAGAGGACGAAGUGGUUUGACGAGGUCAAGCCAAUUGAGGUGAACGACAUAGUGGUGGUGGUCGAUCCAGGACUGCCAAGAAAUUGUUGGCCCAAAGGACGGGUAAUUUCAGUAAACAAGAGCAAAGAUGGGCAGGUAAGGUCGGCGGCAGUACAGACCCAGGCGGGCAUUUAUGAGCGACCAGCGACGAAGCUUGCGAUUCUUGAGGUACGACGCGAUGAGGAGGUAAGCCAGGGGUCUGGCAUACCUGGGGGGGACUGUCACGACCCCUUGGUCGGCGCGUCUCACCUUGAGAUAUGA